Messenger RNA from Malassezia sympodialis ATCC 42132, 585 nucleotides. RefSeq lists its product as uncharacterized. Lineage: Eukaryota; Fungi; Basidiomycota; Malasseziomycetes; Malasseziales; Malasseziaceae. The transcript is spliced from 3 exons. The record is from RefSeq and is a predicted model, not a curated record. Bases 1 to 585 code for a protein of 194 amino acids.
AUGCUGCUGUUGGUGGAAGUAGAAGAUACUGCGUAUCUUGCCGACGUGGGUUUUGGCUCGGCGACGUUUUCAGGACCUUUGCGCUUUGUUAUCGAUGAGGUACAGGAGCUGCCCUUGAACAAAGUUCGUUUAGUCGACGUCAAGGGUCAGGAGGCGUUCGGCGGCUCUGAGUAUCUGGUGCAAAUCUACUUGAAAGAAGCUUGGAAAAAUGUGUACGCGUUUCACUCGCACCCAGCGGUGGAAUCAGAUCUUGAAGUUUCAAACUUUUAUGUCAGCGCUCACCCGAGUUCUAUCUUCAAAAACAAAUUUAUGGCAGCGGUGCACGGGCCUGAUUACAGUGCUACGAUGGCCAACUGUCAAAUGAAAAUCAACUACCUGGAUGGGAGAGAGGAAAAUUCCAGCUUGACACCAGAGCAAGCAGUGGAAAAGUUGCAUACACUGUUUGGUAUUGACCUUCCUGAAUCUGUGGACCUGGGGGUUUUCAAUGCAGAUAUUGAAAAGUCAGCCUGGUCAAGCUGUCUGGGUCGAUCCAUAUACGAUCUGAGGAAUGCUGGAAGUCUAGAUUACGCGGACUCUUGCGAGUAA